CAAAAGGCACCAAUAUGGCGGAGGCUUCCCUCGGGAGUUCGAGCCCAGUUGGUUCUUUGUCUUCAGAAGACCAUGACUUUGACCCAACAGCAGACAUGCUAGUUCACGACUAUGAUGAUGAGCGGACGCUGGAGGAGGAGGAGACGAUAGAGGGCGAGAGGAACUUUGGCGCUGAAAUAGAAGAUUUGGAAAAGGAGGGCAACAUGCCCCUGGAGGAGCUGUUGGCAAUGUAUCGCUAUGACCCAUCCGUCAGCACAGCUGCUGGGUCCAGCAGUAUGGACAGCUCAUCAGGGGAGCUUACAGACGAGCUACCAGACAUGACACUAGAUAAGGAGGAAAUCGCUAAAGACCUGCUAUCAGGGGACUAUGAAGAAGAGACUCAGUCAUCUGCUGAUGAUCUCACCCCUUCAGUCACCUCCCACGAAACUGCAGAUUUCUUCCCCAGAACACUCAGAUCUAACGCUACGUAUGAUGGAGAAAGGGAGUCUGAGGGAGAGGAAGAGGGUGCAAACCCAGAGGAGUCGAGAAAGGAGAUAAUGGUGGGGCCAGAGCACCAAGCAGAGGUACCCACAGGCCUCUGCAGUUACGGUGAUGAUGAGAAAGCAUAUGAGGAAGAGGACCAGUUACUGUGGAGUCCUGGAUUGAUAUCGGAGAGUAAAGUGAAAGAGUUCUUGUGGAAGGCUUUGUCACGGACUACAGACCAGAAAUCGGACAGUGAUGGCUAUAAAGAACAUGUACGCGAUAAUGAGCAGGUUUUGUACGAACUUGUGAAAUGUAACUACAAUACCCAUGAAGCCUUGGAACGAUACAGCAGAAAUGUGAAAUCUUCAAAAGAAGAGUCACCUCCCUGGUCUGAAGAUGAAUGCCGGAACUUUGAGCAUGCCCUUCAGAUAUAUGACAAGAACUUCCACCUCAUUCAAAAACACAAGGUGACGACAAGGACGGUAGCAGAAUGUGUAGCAUUCUACUACAUGUGGAAGAAAUCGGAGCGCUUUGAUUACUUCGUACAACAAAACCGAUUUGGAAAGAAGAAAUACAGCAGUUACCCUGGAGUCACGGACCUGAUGGACCGGCUGGUGGACGAGGCGGAGGGCAUGGCGGACACCACGUCCUCCGUGUGCUCGGUGGGGGCCGGGGGGAGGCUGGAGCCCAGCGCAGAGCAGCAGCUGGGGCUCCUCAACUCCAUCACGGCCAGCGACCUCACAGCCCUUAGCAACAGUGUGGCCACUGUCUGCAACCAAAGCGACUCUGUGGGCUGCCUGGACUCCUACAACUUCCCUCCUCUGGAGAGCUUACACCGGACGGCAGCAAUGAGCCACGAGGAGCCCCUGGACUUUGUCCCGAGUGCCGACGCGUCAGAGUGCCUGGGCCUGCUCGAGGGGGGCUUCUACCGCUCCGACCACCACCUGGGGCCCAUGAGCGCGUGUGGUGGCGUUGGGGGGGCGAGGGGAGGCAACGCCGUCAAGGACUGCGAGCGCGCCCCCAAGCGCAUGAAGAUGACACUGGCCCCCGACGCGUUCAUGGGGGACGUGUCCGUGGCCAGCCUGGGCAUGGAGUUUGACGGCAGUCGGAGAGCGCACCGCAUCACCGGCGCCAAGAUGGCCGUCUCGGUCACAGACUUUGCCGGCCUGGCCACGGCGGCCGAGCCCAACGGGUUCAUGGGCCCGCACGCACGGCACCAUCACCAACACACGGCCCUGCAGUCAGAGUAACACUUAACACACAUGCACACACAUGCACACACACACACGCACACACAUGCGCAUUCGAACACACAUUUGCGCGCACAAACACACACACACUUAUUCACAUUUGAACACCACAUUGUAUAAACCAUGUACAUAGACUCACUGAAAAUGUUUCUAAAAAAAAGGAAAAGUUAUAAAUAUAUACAUUUACCUUUUUGUUUCAUUUUGUUAUAUAAUAUGACAUCAGUGAUGUCUUUUAUUGUAUAGAGCAAGAAAGAAGUCUUGAUUUCUCAAGAGUUUAUAUAGCCAUUUAUUUUACCUGGCCUUAGAUUCUUUGUAUACUCCUUCAUAAUCCUUGUGAAUGUUUUGGUGAGUCUUUAUUCGUCCGUCAGACUUGGCUUCUCUCAGUCCGUCAUUUGUCUAUUCAAGCCAGAGAUGCUGCCAGAAACUGCAUUUUUUUCAUUGUUUCAUUUUGAAGCUAUACCUAGACAUGUCUGUGUUUACACCAACCUAGACUGACUAGGCUUUUUUGCUUAUGUAGCAUUUUUAUUAUGUGUCUUUAUUUGAUAUGACAUGCAGUAAGAGCCCAAGAGGCCAAUACUACACAAGAGAGAAGAGAAGAGCACUUUUACCAUUUGUUUGCUUAUUGUUUUUAGUUUUUUGCAUCAUGUCUUUCUCUUUGGUUUCCUCGCCUGGGAUGAUUCACGCAUGCAACUUGGCUUGCUAUUUUUGUCUGUCGUAUUGUCUUUUUUUUUAACCAACACCACAUAGUGGACCAUAGAUGGCUUUGUGAUUUGGUAAUGUGCAAUGUUUUAUGUCCAGAUCAGUUCAUAUCUUCCCUGGCUGAGAACGUUGGGUGUGAUCAUGCUUUCUUUUAAAAAAGGUGUAUUAUACCAUUGAGCUCUUCCUCGGGGUGGCACAAAUGACUUUUUGUCGCACCUCUUAGAUUAGUACCGUGUGCAACAGUUUGUUUAAACACUAUUAGAAGAAUUGAUGCAAAUACCACUGGGCACGUUUUGUGAGUGAAAAAAAAAACACUGGGGUUAUUUUUGAGUCAUGGUUGAAAAAAUGUCACAUUUACCUGCUUUUAGUGAACUAAGCAAGUGUGUUUUGUGCAUUCAGAGGAAAAGUCUUUGUAUCUUACCAGUAGAAUUUUAAUACAAAAUGUGAAGAAUGUUAAAACUUUUUGUACAAAGUCCAUUCACAAAAGCAUGCCAACGACUACAUCAUCUUGGCCACAUUGGCUACCGUCAAUAUUUGUUCCUUUCUUCCCAUAUUUUACUUCUUACUUUUCUGUGGUGACAAAAAGAUUCUGGGAGCAGUUGCCAUCUUUGGCACCAUGUGGGGUACUCCAUAACAGUCCGGAGGGGUUCCGGAUAGUGCAUGUUGGAAUGGUGAACGGCUCAAAGAUUGUGAGACUUUUUGUCACUGGAUCUUAAAAGUGGUCAGUAUUAUGCUGUUUUGUGUUUUUAAAUGUGCCCGUUGUCUGUAUUCAGUAUUAUUGAGUGGGGGAAAUGUGUUUCUGUUUAGGAUUGCUAGGCAGUGUUGGUUUGAAAAGAAAUUGUGUGGGAGGUAACCGUGGAUUUUUAUUUUUUUAAAUUUGUUUUUAUUUUUAAUGUAUCGCAUUUGUCUAUGCAGACAUUGAUUACUUAAUUUCAGAGGAUGAAGGUACAUGUUGCAUGUCAAGCAUUCUCUUUUUAAAGCCAUAUAGUACUUCUGUGAACCAUUUAUGGACACAUAUCCAUCAUCCAUCAUGUCACAUGAUUCAUUUUCAUCACGAUCCAGCUUGGAAAUAAUUCUGUGACGAACAAUGGUAGACACCCUGAGCUUGUACAUUCACGUGUACGUCAUUAAGGGAAUUGCUGAUGCAAAAGCUUCCAAUUACUGUUAAGGUCCUGAGGCAAUAAUUUGUAGAUAAUGUAUAGACGUCUCAUAUGCUACAUUUUUGUCUGUUUACAGGUUUAAGAUUUGUAUGUUUUUCAUUUUUUGUUUCGUAUCUUUAAUCAAGACUCAUCUAAACCAUGCAUGCAACCACUCUUUCUUUGUGAACCACUAUUUUUUUUUCUCUCUCUGCAAUUCUGUAAAAAGUGUUAAUAUAUUGUUCAAUAUGGCACAUGCUUUUGAAUCAGAAUAACACAAGAUAAUUUCACCUUUUAAAAAAAAACAGCUAAUUGAUGUCUGUUGUGACGGAUAACCUAAUGCUGAAAUUGGUAUGAUGUGGUUGUGGGCAGGUUAGAGUUGCCCGUCACUGGGUUGUUGACUGGGGAUGAGAGGUUGUCAUGAAUGCAAGGCAAGUGGUGAUGGGCCUUUUUUUAAAAUACAUUUGGACAGACGCAGUAUUAACCAAAUUAUUAUCUAAAGUCUUUCCUUGCUUAAUGUUCAAAUAAGGCUUUAAUCUUACUGUAUUUUGGCAUGUGUCAUUUCUUUGUACUGCAUGAUAAGUAAUUUUUUUUUAUUUUUUUACCUUGGGCUGUUUCUUGCCUAAAGCUCUCACUAGUAAAUGUUGAUCCUUUGGAAGGCAGCUAAAUUCUCACUGUCUUUUAAUUAAGGAAAAAAGAGAAAACGUGCAACAUGAUACGCCAUCAUAGCCUGUGAACAAUUAUUUUAGGUACAGCCAGACAAAUGUUACCCUUAGAUGAACAACAGCAGUUUUGUGGAAUGAGUAAUGUCAAUCAUUCAGUGAUUUGGAUCUGAACGUUUGAAAUUCAGAUAGAUUUGGACGCGUGCAAAACAUAGUGUAUCUAGGUAGUAUUUCCCUAUUCUAUACCCGUGUUUGUCAUUUUCAUUUUUUUUCACCACCCCACACGUAGAGGUACUGGAACAGUAUUUUAAUGGAUGUGGUCGACAGAGAGGCUUCCGAAGCCGUAUGCUGAGUUGUGGUUUAAUGGCCAAGUUGAAGCUGUGCAAUGUCUCAUCCUACUCAUGGUUCAUAACUUUUUGAAGAAAAAAAAAGAUGGGUUUGAAUUGUAUUGGAAUGUAAAAGCUUUCAGCAACCCUUUGAUCUUGUACAUUUUGAUAUUUCAGUGAAAUGUUUUGUAGUUUUGUUAGUGAGUAGGCACUAAAUUUUCAAUUUUCAUUUGAAAUGGAGAUUGAGUAAACAAUUUAGAGGAAAAAUGAGAAAAAUGAAAAAUAUAUCUGUGAAUAAUACCAACAAAUACUUUAAAUGUAUAUUCAGAAAUAUAGACAAUCAGUACAUUUAAUAUUUGAACUAUUUGAAUGGAAAUCUUUAUUGUUUAUAUAAUGUGUACAUAACUUUUUUCCCCUUUUGGUUAGCAUUAUUUUGUAUUUUCUGUUGUACUUUAAUACUUGGUGUAUAUAUCCAGAAAUAAAAAUCUGGAAAUUGUCUCGAUUGUGCAUAUCAUUUCUUGAAUCUUGGAAGACUUAGAUAUAGGUUCAUCCAAGUAAUGCUGACAAGUACAACCCCACCAAAAAGAUACAUUUAAUUAAAAAAAAAAACUACAUUAACUGAGUUAACCGACUCUCUGGGCGUUAAUUCAAUUUCAACCUUUACCAAUCUGACACUCAGACCUCAACCACUGAUGAAAGACAGGCUUGAGAGCACAUAAUAAAGUUUGUGUUAUUCACAUCGAACAUGAGCAGCCAAAGCAAUCAAAUUGUGAUGAACAAAAUGUAAGUUUAGAUGUAUCACCACCACCACAUUAAUCCUGGGAAAACUGACUUUUUGACAGAACUAGAGUAUGCUCUGUACGGGACGCAGUCCAACAUGCCCAAAUAUAGAUCACAAAGCAUGUCACACUGGUGGCCCAGUGUCUGGGCACAGUCAUGAAGGUUAGUACACAGAUAAAUACUUCAUAUUGUAGGGACACUAAAUUUCUAUACAUCAGAAAUUUGCAAGUGCCAACCCAAAUAAACAUGUCAAGACACUAAAAUCAUAUUAAAUACUUUUAAUAGUAGUGAAGACCGCCUGUAUCCCACUGUGUCCAACGUCACUCCACAGAAGCAGCAGGACUGUUCACUGUACAGACUAGACGUCUUGCCUGUCUGUGAAAUAUGAUGGUGUGUGGACUGACUGGCAUUGUCGAGAUCAACUGGGAGGGAGUAAUGAUUACGGUAGCAUUAAGUGCAAUUUCAAACGAAAGCAGCUUUGGACUGAGUGUGGUGAUGCAAGAUGUACUUAUUGUGAGAGAAACUGGACACUUCCCAGAGCUUGUUUUCUCAAGUAGGACUGUCACCAGUACACUUUUCAAGACACUCAACCUCCUCUUGGGUUAAGAUUUCCGGUGCAAGAACACAGUCCAUGAACCAACAAUUCAAAAUCAUCCAGUAAAAUAUCUACAUCUUUAAAAAUAUCUUUAUGUACAUUUUUCACAAAAUAAAAAUUAAAUUAAAUGUUCUUUUGUAUGUAUUUGGUAAGAUGAAACAUGGCAGCAAAGUCCUCAUCGUGUGGAGGAGUAAAUUAGGCAAUAACUGAAGAACGGAGGAAAAAAAAAAAAAAAGAA
Molecule: messenger RNA, 6148 nt
Organism: Engraulis encrasicolus (European anchovy)
Lineage: Eukaryota; Metazoa; Chordata; Actinopteri; Clupeiformes; Engraulidae
Gene: mier3b
Product: mesoderm induction early response 1, family member 3 b
Exons: 13
Coding region: 15-1712 (565 amino acids)
Biological process (GO): negative regulation of transcription by RNA polymerase II
Cellular component (GO): nucleoplasm
Molecular function (GO): transcription corepressor activity; histone deacetylase binding
Source: RefSeq, a predicted model, not a curated record